UUGAAAACUCGUCCAAGAGUUGUGUGUGAAUUCAAUUCCCAGUUAAAAUCUUUUCCUGACCUCAAUUAUUUCUCUGAAGAAAAUGUCUUCCUGCUGCGGUGGAAAGUGUGGCUGUGGCUCUGCCUGCAAGUGCGGGGGCAGCUGCAAUGGGUGCGGCAUGUGCCCUGACCUGAGUUACUCAGAGAAGGCGACGACUGAGACCAUUAUUGCAGGGGUUGCACCAGUGAAGAUCUGCUAUGAGGGGUCGUCUGAGAUGAGCUUUGGAGCAGAGAACGGCUGCAAGUGUGGAUCAAACUGCAGCUGCGACCCAUGCAACUGCAAGUGAUGACAAAAUUUGAAAUGAACAAAGCAUUUGUGGCUUUUGGAAUUAUCAUAUAAAUAAAAAGGAAUGUAUGGACGCUAGAUCUAUAUAUUAUUGGAUCUAUAUAUUAUUGCAAAUCCAUUUCCUUCAAUUGUUGCUUUGUUA
Molecule: messenger RNA, 466 nt
Organism: Corylus avellana
Lineage: Eukaryota; Viridiplantae; Streptophyta; Magnoliopsida; Fagales; Betulaceae
Product: metallothionein-like protein type 2
Molecular function (GO): metal ion binding
Source: RefSeq, a predicted model, not a curated record